AUGAUGGACAGCCGCAUCCUGGAGCACCCGCACGCCCAGUUCGGGGGCAUGGUGGGCUUCCCUUACCCGCUCGGCCACCACCACGUCUACGAGCUGGCCGGACACCAGCUGCAGUCCGCCGCCGCCGCUGCCGCCGCCGCCGCCUCGGUGCCCUUCUCCAUCGACGGAUUACUCAACGGCUCGUGCGCCGCCUCGGUGGUCAACCCGACCCCGCUCAUCCCUUCGGGCUGCGGCGUCGGCGGGGACGGGCAGGCCUUCAAGCUCUCCGACUCUAUCGACCCCGACAAGGAAAGCCCCGGUUGUAAAAGGCGACGGACCCGCACGAAUUUUACUGGCUGGCAACUGGAAGAGUUAGAGAAAGCUUUUAAUGAAAGCCACUAUCCGGACGUGUUUAUGAGAGAGGCGCUGGCGUUGAGGCUCGACCUGGUGGAAUCCAGAGUACAGGUUUGGUUCCAAAACCGCCGGGCCAAAUGGAGGAAGAAAGAGAACACCAAGAAGGGCCCCGGCCGGCCGGCGCACAACUCGCACCCGACGACGUGCAGCGGGGAGCCCAUGGACCCGGAGGAGAUCGCGCGCAAGGAGCUGGAGAAGAUGGAGAAGAAGAAGCGCAAACACGAGAAGAAGCUGCUCAAGAGCCAAGGCCGCAACCUGCACUCGCCCAGCGGCCUCUCGGUCAACAGCAGCACCCAGAGCUCGGACAGCGACGGCGGCGGCGGCGGCCUCUCCCCGGACCCGCCCGACGGCUGCAAGGCGCCCGGCGGCUCCCACCACCCGGCCCUGCCCGGCGCCGGCGGCGGCGGCGACCUCUCCGCCUCGGCCUUCUACGCCAGCCGCGGCGCCUGCAGCAGCACCGGCACCGGCGGCCCCCGCUGCGCCUCCAAGGACGACUCCAUGCCCGAGUGCGGCGGCGGCAGCGCGUCAGCCUCGACGGCGUCGGCGCCGGCUCCCCCUCCCGGCGGCCCGGGCUUCCCCAAGCUCAACCCGUUCAGCGUGGAGAGCCUGCUGUCGGACUCGCCGCCCCGCCGGAAAGCCCCGCUGGACUUCCCGCAGGCCCUGGCGCCGUGCGGCGCUCCGACGGCGGCCGCGGCGCGCACGCUGCUGGGCAAGGGCCACUUCUUGCUCUACCCCAUCACGCAGCCGCUGGGCUUCAUCGUGCCCCAGGCGGCCCUCAAGAGCCCCCCGGGCCAGGAGCCGCCGCACCGGGGCUCCCCGCUGCCUGCUGCCAACCCCAGCCCGGACCCGGCGCCCCCCAAGAGCAGCAGCACCGCCGGCCGCUGCUGCGGCGCGCCCUCGGACAAGGCCGCCGCCGCCGCCUCUUCCCCGCCGGCCGCGGACAGUAGCAGCAGCAGCAGCAGCAGCAGCAACGCCGCGGCGCAACCAAAGUCCCCCGCGAAAGACGCUUGUCAAUCCAGAGACAAUUCGGAUUGCCGCACGGAGCCAAACUGUCCAGCAGAGACCAGCAAUUUAGACUGUGAGGAAGUGGAUAUGGAUUAG
Molecule: messenger RNA, 1494 nt
Organism: Elgaria multicarinata webbii
Lineage: Eukaryota; Metazoa; Chordata; Lepidosauria; Squamata; Anguidae
Gene: UNCX
Product: UNC homeobox
Exons: 4
Coding region: 1-1494 (497 amino acids)
Biological process (GO): regulation of DNA-templated transcription
Molecular function (GO): DNA-binding transcription factor activity, RNA polymerase II-specific; sequence-specific double-stranded DNA binding
Source: RefSeq, a predicted model, not a curated record